Scylla paramamosain (green mud crab) is the source of this 1134-nucleotide messenger RNA. Its product is annotated as KRAB-A domain-containing protein 2-like. Lineage: Eukaryota; Metazoa; Arthropoda; Malacostraca; Decapoda; Portunidae. Gene Ontology annotation, molecular function: nucleic acid binding. Gene Ontology annotation, biological process: DNA integration. The transcript has a single exon. The record is from RefSeq and is a predicted model, not a curated record. The coding region runs from base 1 to 1134 and encodes 377 amino acids.
AUGUCUGAAAGCAUAGAGUUAAAAUUUCGUGAAGAAUUAUAUUCUAGGUAUGAGAAGUGUCGCAAAUAUCUCAUUCCGAAAGAAGAAUAUUUCCAAAUUAUUGAGGACAUUCGUACAACUAGUGAAAGGAAGAACACUAAGAGUCGCCGUCAAUACUACCUUCUGAGUAAAUAUGAAGUGCUACAGUGUGGUGAUGUUGAGAAACUUAUUAAGAAACGACAAACCCCAGAUGAAACACCGGUGUACUAUGUCUCCAUUGAAGACACUUAUGACAUUGUUAAGAGGGCCCAUGUUGCAACUGGGCACGGUGGUCGAGAUAGAAUGACUAAAGAACUCCAAGUGAAAUACGCCAAUAUUCAGCGGGAUACAGUUGAACUAUUCACAUCGUUGUGUCAGGAAUGCCAGAAAAAGAGAAAGCGACCAAUGACAAAGGGAGUUGUGGUUAAACCUAUUCUGAGUAGUGAAUUUUCAUCACGUGGGCAGGUAGAUCUUAUUGGCAUGCAGUCUAUGUCGUGUAGAACUUACAAAUGGAUUAUGGUUUACCAAGACCACUUAACAAAGUUUUGCGUUCUGCGUCCACUCAAAUCAAAGCGUGCAGCUGAAGUAGCAUUCCAACUAGCUGAUAUUUUUCUUAUCUUGGGGGCUCCUGUAAUUCUUCAAUCAGACAAUGGUUCUGAGUUUACUGCUCAGAUCAUUACUGAAGUGUGUUCCAUGUGGCCUGAAUUAUCCAUCGUUCAUGGUAAGCCAAGACACCCACAGAGUCAAGGCUCUGUGGAGAGAGCAAAUGGUGACAUAAAGGACAUGCAUGUUGCUUGGAUGGCUGACAACAACUCAAUUGACUGGGCAACGGGCAUAAAAUUUGUUCAAUUCUCCAAGAAUUCUGCCUAUCACGCAGGGAUCAAGAGAAGUCCAUAUGCUGCAAUGUUUGGUGUGAAUGCCAGAGUCGGACUGACAUCAACAUCACUUCCACAAGAAAUCAUUAGUUCCCUGCAGUCUGAACAAGACCUUGUAACCUUGCUUCAAGAAAGAGAAACUGAUACCAACAAUCCUGAAACAGAAAGUACAGACCAAGAACCAAUCGCAGCCGAAAUUAACGAGGAUGAGCAAGAAAUUGAUGUCAACUCGCAUUUUUAG